Molecule: messenger RNA, 873 nt
Organism: Stylophora pistillata
Lineage: Eukaryota; Metazoa; Cnidaria; Anthozoa; Scleractinia; Pocilloporidae
Product: carbohydrate sulfotransferase 3
Biological process (GO): N-acetylglucosamine metabolic process; sulfur compound metabolic process
Molecular function (GO): N-acetylglucosamine 6-O-sulfotransferase activity
Source: RefSeq, a predicted model, not a curated record
AUGUUUGCCGAAGAUUCACAACUGAUGACCGUUUAUGAGCCAUUAUGGAUAACAAAGAAAUGGAACAAAGAAGACAUUAGUCAGAUACCGAAUUGGACCAAAAACGUUCUCGAUCUUCUACGAGGAAUUUUAAGUUGUAAGUUCUCUGAAACUGCUGCUGGCGUUAAAUUCCUCUCGCACACCUCACGGCAAUGGAGUGGAGCAUAUGUUAAAAACCCUUUUCGGUCUCAAAACUUUUGCCCUAACUGGGAAUGUAGAGAUCUUGCUAGUAAUCCCACAUACGCCGACAUAGUAUGCCUAACAAAAUACAAACACAGUGUAACCAAAAUAGGGGAGCCCAGGACACCCAAUGGUUUAAUUUCGUCUUUUCUUCCAAAGCUAUUCCUAGAGAAUCCCGACACCGACAUCCGGGUUAUCCAGCUUAUUCGAGAUCCCACAGGGAGUUUAAGAUCCCGGAUUAAGCUAAAAUGGAUGGUAGACUGGAAGCAUUCCAGUUUUCCAAACGUAGUCAGAAAAAUAUGUUCAAACUUGGCCACAAACAUCAAGUUUGGCCGAAAUCUGGGCAAAUGGCAAGACAAGUACUUAGAAGUACACUAUCAUGAUCUAGCUGGAAAACCGCUGGAAACGACAAGAGCUAUGUAUGAGUUUGCAGAAUUUAUAAUGCCCGAUAGCGUUGCUGACUGGGUUGUUCGCAAUACUUCACCAACCAAAGAAGAAUUGAUGAAGGAAAAAAACAAUAUCUUCUCGCCAGUUCGAAACUCUACCGCUAAUAUUGAAAAGUGGAGGCAAGAUUCCCCAGUCGAAAGAAUUCGAAUAAUUGAAAAAUAUUGUCAAGAAGCACUUGAUCUUCUAGGACUGAAAAAAAUGCUAUAA